Acanthopagrus latus (yellowfin seabream) is the source of this 2541-nucleotide messenger RNA. RefSeq names its product extracellular calcium-sensing receptor-like. The record is from RefSeq and is a predicted model, not a curated record. Gene Ontology annotation, biological process: G protein-coupled receptor signaling pathway. Lineage: Eukaryota; Metazoa; Chordata; Actinopteri; Spariformes; Sparidae. Gene Ontology annotation, cellular component: membrane. The transcript has 6 exons. Gene Ontology annotation, molecular function: G protein-coupled receptor activity. The coding region runs from base 1 to 2541 and encodes 846 amino acids.
AUGGAGAAGGGAGAUUCUUGGUGCCGACUGCAAGGCUCACCACAGCCAGCUGAACUGGCCCUAGAUGGUGAUCUUGUUAUUGGAGGAAUUUUUUCAUUUCGCACAGGGCAGGAUUAUGUAAUUAACACAUUUCAGACAGUUCCAGAAGUACGCAAAUGCAAGAACUUCAAUUUUAGAGAAUUCAAAUUUGCCCAGGCAGUGAUAUUUGCUGUGAAUGAGAUCAAUAACAGUACUGAUAUGCUUCCGGAUUUUAAACUUGGCUACAAGAUCUAUGAUAACUGUGGAACUAUGGACAUACUAAGAGCCGCAUUGGCCCUGGCAAGUGGAGUAAAGGGAGAAGUCAGUCACAACAACUGCACUAAAACAGAGACAGUGCAAGCUAUCUUGGGACAUUCAGGAUCAAGACCAACUAUUGCAUUUGCACCAGUUGUUGGAAGGUUUCAGAUACCUGUGGUCAGCCAUUUUGCCACCUGUGCCUGUCUGAGCAACAGGAAAGAGUAUCCUACUUUUUUCAGAACUAUUCCCAGUGACUACUACCAGAGCAGAGCACUGGCAAAGCUGGUCAAACACUUUGGUUGGACUUGGAUUGGGGCUAUAGCUGUGGAUAAUGAAUACGGCCUCAAUGGCAUAGCUGCAUUCAUCCAAGCAGCACACGAAUAUGGUGUUUGCAUUGAGUAUUCUGAAGCCUUUUCAUCAUCAGAUCCACCUGACAGGCUGCAGAGGAUAGUAGAGAUAAUUAAGCAUGGCACUUCCAAAGUGAUGAUGGCUUUUAUGUCUCACAGAGAAAUUAAGUUGCUGACAAAAGAGCUGUACAAACAGAAUAUCACAGGAAUGCAGUGGGUCGGCAGUGACGCCUGGAUCACUGAUCACUCUCUGACUGACAGUGAGGGGCACAGUAUCCUGGUGGGCUCACUUGGCUUCACUGUCAGCAAAGCUAAGAUCCCAGGGCUGGAGGAGCACCUGAGGCAGCUUCACCCCUCGCAGUUCCCUGACAGUCAGUUUGUCAGAGAUUUCUGGGAAGACGUGUUUGACUGCACUCUGAACAGAAGUGCAAACACACAAAAAAAGCCAUGCAGUGGCUCUGAGAGCUUGCAGAAUGUCAAGUCAACCUUCACUGAUGUUUCUGAGCUGAGAUUCACUCAUAAUGUAUACAAGUCAGUUUAUGCAGUGGCUCAUGCUCUUGAUAACCUGAUUAAAUGUAAGGCGGGUAAAGGGCCCUUUACAAACGGGGGCUGUGCUGAUACCAAACAUAUACAGCCAUGGCAGGUCUUGCAGUACCUCAACACUGUUAAUUUUACCACUGAGGAAGGAGAAAAAGUUUAUUUUGACAGUAAUGGAGACUCACCAGCAAGAUAUGAACUUGUCAAUUUACAAAUGGCAAACAAAGGAACUAUGGAGGGAGCAACAGUUGGCAUUUAUGAUGCCUCUCUUCCAGAGAGUCAUCAGUUUAUCAUGAAUGGCAUCCCAGUUGUCUGGGGAAAUAGGCUGACAGAGGAGGUGCCUGUGUCAGUGUGCAGUGACAGCUGUCUUCCAGGAACUCGUAAAGUCCUCCAGAAAGGAAAGCCAGUCUGCUGUUAUGAUUGUUUGCCCUGUCCAGCAGGCGAGAUCAGUAAUCUGACAAAUUCAAUACACUGUAUGAAAUGCCCAUUGAUGUUCUGGUCCAACGAGCAAAAAGAUGCCUGCAUCCCCAAAGCAAUAGAAUUCUUGGCAUAUGAUGAAACCCUGGGAACACUGUUAGUUUUAUUUUCUCUGCUGGGAGUCUUUCUAACUAUGAUCACAACGCUUGUCUUCUACUGCCACUUAGAAACUCCACUCGUUCGAGCCAACAACUCUGAGCUGAGCUUUCUGCUGCUCUUCUCUUUGACUCUGUGUUUCCUGUGUUCUCUGACAUUCAUGGGUCGGCCCUCUGAGUGGUCCUGCAUGCUGCGACACACAGCAUUCGGCAUCACCUUUGUCCUCUGUAUCUCUUGUGUUCUGGGGAAAACAAUAGUGGUGUUAAUGGCCUUCAGGGCCACACUCCCAGGUAGUAAUGUGAUGAAAUGGUUUGGGCCUACACAGCAGAAACUCAGUGUUCUGGGUUUCACUCUGAUACAAGUUUUGAUUUGCAUACUAUGGCUGACAAUCAACCCUCCCUUUCCCUCUAAGAAUGUGUUACUAUAUAAUGAUAAAAUCAUCUUAGAGUGUGCUCUGGGCUCAGCUGUAGGCUUUUGGGCUGUACUUGGGUACAUAGGACUUCUGGCCACGUUAUGUUUUAUUCUUGCUUUUCUGGCUCGGAAACUGCCUGAUAAUUUCAAUGAAGCCAAAUUUAUCACCUUUAGCAUGUUGAUAUUCUGUGCAGUAUGGAUCACUUUUAUCCCAGCGUAUGUCAGCUCUCCUGGGAAGUUUACAGUAGCUGUGGAGAUAUUUGCUAUUCUGGCCUCCAGUUAUGGGCUACUUUUCUGCAUUUUCGUACCAAAAUGUUAUAUAAUUUUGUUUAGGCCAGAGCAAAACACCAAGAAACAUAUAAUGGGAAAGACAUCUCACAAUGAUAUACAUUAUUAA